ACAAAAUAAAUUGUUCAGUGUAGGAAUUAGUCGUGUGUUGUAGCGAUUCAUUUUCGUCUUUUUACUUUUUAAGUGAAAAUAUGACAAUAUUUGGCAAAUUUAUUACGUUUGUCGACUAUACAGUCUGAACUUUAUAAGGAAUAAUAAAUUAGAAAGUUCUAUUUUGAAAUUUGAAUAAUUUAUUUGGAAGAGUGGAAACUAAACAUUGGAAAAAUUAUAAAAAAGUCCAGAUUAAGUGGAAACAGGUUAAUUGAUGACGGCCUGACAGCAGAACGUCACUACAACAUUCCGCUAUCGAUGAAUUACAACGAAGACUGAUUUUUCGUAGUUAGCGCACAUUCCCGAUGAUGUUAUAGAAGCAUCAAAAUGUUUAAGUUGCUCGGAGGCCUGAGCGUUUACUUCAAGUACCAGCCCAUCAAGACUGACAACGCCGUGUUCAGACUGCACAAUGUGUUCACUACGGUUUUAUUGCUGACGUGUUCCUUGAUCAUCACAGCGACCCAGUAUGUGGGACAGCCUAUCCAGUGUAUCGUGGGAGGAGGGCUCCCGGCUCACGUCGUCAACACCUUCUGCUGGAUCACCUCCACCUUUACGAUGCCCGACGCCUUCGCGAGGGAGGUUGGUAAGGAGGUCGCUCAUCCAGGUGUGAUGAACGAAUGGGACAGCACGCAGGAGAAGAAAUACUACACCUACUACCAGUGGGUCUGCUUUGUGCUGUUCUUCCAGGCGAUAAUGUGCUACACGCCUAAGUAUCUAUGGGAUGCGUUCGAGGGGGGUCUCUUACGUACUAUAGUGAUGGGCCUCAACAUAGGAGUCUGUCACGCUGAAGAGAAGGAAAAGAAGAAAGAUAUGAUCAUCAACUACCUCAUCAGACACGAGAGGACUCACAAGUUGUAUGCCCUUCGAUACUGGGGCUGCGAGUUGCUCUGCCUCGUGAAUAUUGUGAUGCAGCUCUGGAUGAUGGACUCUUUCUUCAACGGAGAGUUCUUCUCUUACGGCACCAGAGUGUUGGGAUACAGCGAGGUGCCGCAAGAAGAGAGAUACGACCCAAUGAUCUACGUGUUCCCUCGCGUCACCAAGUGCACGUUCCACAAGUUCGGUGCCUCGGGCAGCCUGCAGACGCACGACUCGCUCUGCAUCCUGCCGCUGAACAUCGUCAACGAGAAGACUUACAUAUUCCUUUGGUUCUGGUACAUCAUCCUGGCGGUCAUACUCGUCCUGCUCGUCAUCUACAGGUUAAUAAUAAUUUUCGUGCCGUCCGUGCGCCCCCGUCUGCUGCACGCCAGGUCCCGCACCAUAGCGAUGGAGUCAGCUCUCAUCAUCUCCCAGAGGACGGACGUCGGUGACUGGUGGCUCCUGUACAUGCUGGCGAGGAACAUGGACCCUCUCAUAUACAGGGAGUUAAUCUCGGAACUAAUAAAACGUAUGGGUGAGAAGACUGGUCCGCGCGCGUGACGUCCCCCGCCCGGUCCGCGCGUCGCCGUCGUCGGCGACUGACUGCGGCCGCAUGACCUCGCAUCCCCUAUAUAUACCCGGGUUAGUCCUUGUGGUACGGCCUGUAUAUAGUUCCAAUUACAUAAGUAUUAAUCUGACGUUCCAAAUUCAAACUGCCCACCCCCCCCCACUUCACAAAUUGUAUGAUUUCAAGUCCCACGAUGGCGCCACUGUACGGCUGCGGGAUACUGUUACUAUACAUAUAAAUAUUUUUCCUACUGUUUCAUACAAACAACGCGGUUCAAAGAAAUGUAAUGUUUGGAGAUCAAUUGGUGACAAUACAAUAAAGUAGUAGACUAAGAAGAUAUACGUAAGAGAUUGCCAUUAGCGAUAUACAGAAGCUUGUCUCGGUGGGAUGAGGUGUGAUCUUAGUGUUUAAAGUUAUGGAGCGAUACAAACAAUAUAUAUAUGAGUCCAAUAAUAUCAAUAUAGAUAUCAAAAUAUCCAAAAGACAUGACGCCACAGAUAAAUAAUAAAGUUAAAAUCACACUUUAUGUGACAAAUUAAUUGUUAUUUAAACAGGUAUGUGCUUUUGUGACUUCAGACAUAUGUACAUGGUUGUAUUUAGUUACGAAUUUCAAAUUUAAGGUACCUGAUAUUGCUCGAAUGAUUUUGCUUGUUGUUAAAAAUGUUGCCAUUUUAAGACGAUUUAUACUUAUAUUGUAUACUAUUGGCCUUUUUACUAAUUUUUGCGCAUAUACUUUGAAUUUACCAAUCGUAUAUUUAGAAACUUUCAGGGUUGUAGUCCCAUCUCUUUUGGUGUGGUGAAGUUAUGAAUUAAAAAAUUAAGUCUGAAUAAAAUUUUUCUAGCUUUUAAAUGGCAACACUAUACCCAAUUCCAUAUUUGGAAUGGAGGCGUUAUAAACUUUUUUGUGUUUUUUUAAAGUUAGUGCCAAUUUUCUAGCAUGACAUUUACCUCAUUUUAUUAUAAUCGUGGCAACGUCUAUGGUCGACGAGAUUGCCGGAACGUUGUUGGAUCUGAAAUUAAUUUUUUACAAGUAUAAAAGACAUUUUUUAUCUCAUUUAUCAUAUCAAUUUUAUGUGAAAUAUUUUAGCCUUACACCAGUGCUGCCAUCUACUUAUAUUUGUGCGUUUUUGCACGGAGUUCGACAUAGAUGACAAUGUUUCUGAACUGAUUUCAAGUAUAGACUGUAAUACGCCUUAUGUAUGUUUAAGUCUAUAUUAUUAUACAUUCGUGACUUAUACAAACUGAUUUACAUAUUUUUAUUUUUAUGAUUGUGUAGUUGCGUGUUGUAGUUUCCUUGAUGUAUUUUACGUAAUGGUCUUGUAUUGUUAUACAGUGAGUAGAAAAAUAAGUUGUUUCUUUCUCUUUCAUGUCAUUCAUGAGUUUAAUAUAGAGUGAGCGAGACAGACAUGUUCGUCUACAGCGCGUCUCAAAUAUUAGCAAUAAACGAUUAUUACCUGUAAGGGACGGUGUGCUCAGACGCGUGUUCGUUUCGUGCCUCUAUGUCGGAGGUAGUUUUCGAUGUGAUUUACAACAAAUAUUUUUAAUGUUAUUCAGACGUUGUUAAGUUUUUCCGUUCGCGCGCGGACUGUGACGCGAUGUUGCCAUAACAAACGCAUCGUGUAGCUGGCAACACUUGUAACGAUCGUCACAUCAAGCCCAGUUGAGUAUCGUGUAUUGUACUGGUUUUGUUUCCAACCUCCCCUAUGGCAUGUAUAACCGAUAUUACCUUAUUAUUUGUGAGGUGUAAGGUAUUCCACUAGAUAUAGUCUAGGAUCCGUCGUGAUCUGUGGUUUUAGUGUAUGCUGUGUAGUGAGCUCUUGGACGUCUCUCGGAUACCAUGAAUCUUUAAAGCAUCUCUAUAUACAUUUAUUCAGUUCAAACUCUAUGUAAAUAUUGAAUGUCUGUCCAUAGAACAGGAAUCCGUCGAAGAUUACAUUGAAUUUUUUAAUGUAAAAUAAUUUAUCACACAUAUAAAGUAUAUAUAUAUUAAUUAAGUUUUUAUGAAUAGAGUUGUUUCAUGCGAAGGCCGGCUCGCCCCUCCACUCCCCAUCCAACGACUCAUUAUACUUAGACUAAGUUUAAUAUUUCGCAUUUAUAUUAUUUAAGUUCGGGAUAUUUUUUAAUAUAUAUUUUUCAUGUAUGGAAUUUUUUUUGAAUACUUUAUUUAUUAAAGAGCUCUAACUAUGGACUAAGUUAUUUUAAAUAAGACGUCUUAACAAAUGUAUGAACUUCGGUUGAAAGCGAAUUAUAUGAUUUUAAUUUUUUUA
Messenger RNA from Danaus plexippus (monarch butterfly), 3729 nucleotides. It is a transcript of the gene ogre, whose product is annotated as innexin inx1. NCBI's taxonomy places the organism in Eukaryota, Metazoa, Arthropoda, Insecta, Lepidoptera, Nymphalidae. The record is from RefSeq and is a predicted model, not a curated record. Gene Ontology annotation, molecular function: gap junction channel activity. Gene Ontology annotation, cellular component: gap junction; plasma membrane. The coding region runs from base 367 to 1455 and encodes 362 amino acids. The transcript has 8 exons.